Messenger RNA from Vespa mandarinia (Asian giant hornet), 1467 nucleotides. RefSeq lists its product as uncharacterized. The record is from RefSeq and is a predicted model, not a curated record. NCBI's taxonomy places the organism in Eukaryota, Metazoa, Arthropoda, Insecta, Hymenoptera, Vespidae.
UUACUACACUACUGCUACUAUAUUACUACUACUACUACUAUUACUACUACUACUACUGCUAUUAUUACUAUACUAUUACUAUACUACUACACAUACUAUCACUACCAUCCCCCACUAUCGUCCAAUUUUUAUCCCCUCGAUUUGGUAAUGCCAGUAACAAGAUGGUCGCGGCAUGAUUUUUCCAUAGCUCGUGCCUCGAGUUGCAUUAAGGUUAUGUCAUUGAUAACUUUCUUUUAUAUUGCAUAGUUUAUUGUUAAUCAUGUCCGACAAAGUGCAAGAAGAAAAAAAAGUAAAGAAGACGGAAGUAUUAAAAUGGUCAAAAGAUGAUAUUUUGCGUUUUUUGGCAGUGUACAAAAAGUAUGAGGAAUUGUGGAAUACUUCGAAUGAAAAUUUUAUGCGCAAAAACGUACGCGAACACAAUUUCACAAGGUUAUAUCGGGAACUUAUUGGGAUGGGUUUUAAUAUUCGUACGGAAGAACAAAUGAAGAGAAAAAUUAAGAAUUUGAAGGAUGCAUUUAGAAAUGAAGUGAACAAAGUUAAGAAGUCUAAAAAAAAUAUAUAUAUAUAUUUCUUAAUAACUGUAAAUUACAAGACAAAAAAUUUUAUUUCAUUUUAAAUGACAUUUGAAUAGAUUAUUAUUCUUCUAUGUUGUUACGAACCUUACAAGAAAGAAAAAAAAAAAACAGGUCAAUCAAUGACAACAGAGAAUUUAAUAGAAAAGGAUGACAAUGACUUUAUCGACAAGAAUGAAGACAAAAACAAUCCCAGUGAAGAAAAUGAUCAAACUUCUGAAUUACAGAAUGAUACUUUGCAUGCUGCUUCAGUAAUAUCACAAGAGAAAGUAAUUAUCAAGAGGAAGCAUUCGCCUAUGAUGGCUAAGGAAACUUUGAAGAAUAGUUUGACGAAUAAAGUUAAAAAAAAUUCUUUGAGUUUUCAAAAUGCCGUUUCACAACUUCAUGAAAUUACUCAAAUGACAACGGAAAUCAAUGACGAAUAUGAAUGCUUUGCGAAAUACAUUACGUCUCAAUUUAAACAGCUACCAUUGAGAAGUUUUGUUGUAUUACAAGAAAAAAUACAAAGUCUUAUUACUCAGGAAAGAUUGGCCAGUAUAGGACAAUUGGCUUCGUAUCCAUCCUCAUCUUUAUCUUCAUAUAUUUAUUCUAUUAAUUCGAAUGUCGAUCGGCCAAAUAAAAACAUUGAUAAAGAUAAUUAUGAAGAUGAUUUAGAAAAAUUUAUGAAAAUAAAUAGAUUAAUGCCGGAUAAAGAGUUCUGUGUUAUUGAUAAUCGAUCAACUAUACGAUCUGGAACAGUACAAUGUGAAAAAGAUGAAGAAGAUCCUUUUGACUUGGAUAAGUUUUUAGAACAAACAAAACAUAUUGAUAAUUCAACAAAUCUAACGAAACAAUUUAAGGAUGAACGAGAUCAUCAACGUCGUGGGAAUCGUAACAAACGAAGAAAAUAUUAAUC